This is a messenger RNA of Penicillium olsonii, 1191 nucleotides long. The record is from the annotation of a GenBank genome assembly. NCBI's taxonomy places the organism in Eukaryota, Fungi, Ascomycota, Eurotiomycetes, Eurotiales, Aspergillaceae.
AUGGGCGACUUCAACACCGAGGCAUUCACCUUGCUGGCCUUGUCCAUUGUUAUAAUCGGCCUCAGAACCACUGCAAGAUGGAUUAUGGUUGGCCCUAAAAAUUUCCAAGCUGAUGAUUACUUGAUGUUAGUUGCAUGCGUGGUCUAUGGACUUGAAACGGGCGCGGCUUACAUGGUCGGCGCAUGGUUCAUGGGUCUUGCAAAUAAUGCGAUGACAGAUGAGCAGCGAACGACUCUAUCCCCCGACUCGGAAGAAUAUCGUCUUCGUGUGGGUGGCUCAAAGGUUCAGGUGGCCGGUUGGUCCCUGUAUACGCUUCUAUUAUGGCUUCUCAAAACAUGCAUGGCCGUCUUCUAUUCUCGAUUGACUGCAGGGUUAAUAAAUAUGCGAGUGCGAAUCCAUAUCGCUUUCGGUUUUAUCGCGGCGACUUAUAUUGCUACAAUUUGCUCGAUUCUCUUCGGAUGUCAUCCAAUGCACAAGAACUGGCAAAUAAACCCCGACCCUGGAAAUUAUUGCCAGCCCGCAGUGUCAAAGAUCGACAUUUAUGUCACUGUUGUCUUGAAUGUCGUGACAGACAUCUAUCUGAUUAGCAUUCCAGCACCGGUAAUGGAUCUUUAUCUGUACCCAGCCUCGCCGAUAACUAACUGUAUUCCACAGAUGUUAUUCAAGGCGCGUUUAAAAUGGCGCGAGAAACUUGAGCUCGUCAUCCUUUUCAGCGGUGGUCUCUUCGUCAUGAUGGCCGGUAUACUGCGUUGCGUUCUCAUAGUGACAGCAGGUGCAAACGGUGCCCAGCAAGCCGGCAGCUGGGCAUGCCGCGAAACCUUCGUCGCAGUGGUCAUUGGAAACGUCCCAAUGAUCUACCCAAUGUUCCGGCGAGUUGCUCGGCGUGCCGGUCUCUACAUCACAUCAAGGAGUGGAUCUGAAAGCUAUCCCGCGUAUCCAUUAUCGGAUGAAAAUGUCGAUGGUGAAUACGGGAGGCGCAGACGCAAGUUCCACCACCCUUUAAGUCUUCCCGAAACACAUUGGAUCAAUACGGUCAGUGAUGAGCAGAUGAUUUUGCCUACGUCACGACAAGCCCCGCCAACUUGUACUGCGGGGGAUAGAGACUGGGAUACCAACAGUCAGGGUAGUCAGGGGAUUAAGGUUGUUCAUGAAACGAUUGUUCAUAGCGCAGAAAAGUCGCCCCGCCGAUAG